This is a messenger RNA of Papaver somniferum (opium poppy), 1370 nucleotides long. RefSeq lists its product as uncharacterized. NCBI's taxonomy places the organism in Eukaryota, Viridiplantae, Streptophyta, Magnoliopsida, Ranunculales, Papaveraceae. The transcript has 2 exons. The record is from RefSeq and is a predicted model, not a curated record. The coding region runs from base 6 to 1346 and encodes 446 amino acids.
CUAGAAUGAUAAUUGGUAAAACAUAUGAGAAUCAAGCUGUGAAUUCGAGUGGUGUUAGAAUUGAUUUUCUCUUACAGCUCAAAAUGGGUAAGGGUAACGUUUUUGAUCGUGGGAAAGUAAUUGAACUUCUGAAAAGGUAUUCUAAAUUUUCUGUAGAGUUGAAAUUGUUGGAUGCAUACUAUAGGAGACUUGUUCUGGAGCUGCUUUAUAAACAUGGGUAUCCAUUUCAAUUGUUGUUUAUGAAUACCAGUGGGUCGAUAUUUUUUGAAACUGCUGACAAUAGUUAUGAGAGUAAGCUAUUUGCUCGAUGGAUAUAUGAUCGAGGUAAAUGUGCAAUUUCUUCUUGGAUUUCUUAUGCGAAGUUGAUUUUUCGAUUACUUCCUAACCUUGGGUAUGAAUCAAAAUUUUGGGUUAUACAUUUACUGGUUCCUGUAUGCGUUGUUCAUCCUACGGAUAUUCAACUUGAUAGUAAGUUGUUUGUUCAAAUGCCAGAGAAAGAUAAAAUUUUGUUCGCUAGAGUAGUUACUAUUCAUAUGGCUAUUCAGUUGUUGGUACAAAUGCUUGAAAUGUGGAGGCCAGUAUUUUUUCGUUUGCAGCUGGAGUGUGGUUUGGGUCAUGUGAUUGCAGUUCAUUCUCUCGGAUUAUUGGUAGUCACUCAGAUUCAUUUAGGGAGUUUUAUCUAUGAGUUUAUUAUAUUCAAUACUGUAAUCAUACUUCACUAUGGGUUCUCAUAUCUGCCACCUUGGGCCUUCUUUCAUGUUGCGCCGUGGUUUUCUAAGUUUCAGGGUAAUUGGUUUGACCAGAUUGAUCGAACUUGUACAUUGGUUAGACAGGUAUCUUCACAGCUGAUUCAGUUUGACAGUUCAACUAGUGAUUUUUCUUAUGAGAAUUUGAUUUUUCUGUUGAUCUUUGGGUACCACUCAUACUUUUUGGCUGUACAAUAUAUUGUUUUUCUAUGUGUUACUGAUGUUGACAUUGUCGAGGAGAGGAAACUGACUAUUACAAUAGCUGCGAGAACUGGAAUUCACUUGGUUGAGAAUGUAGUGGAGAUAUUGAAUUGUGGUGAUGCUCAAACAUUCAUACUUGUUGAAUGGUUGGAGGUUAGUGCAAGUGAACAUGAGCACAAUCAGUGGUUGCCAAAAACUAUGUACGUCUAUAGGAGUAUUUGUUUUAUGUCCUCUGGAUACUUACUUUCUGGUUUUAGUUACUUUUGGGGUUCGGCAUCUCGCGCAAAGGUGGAAAUCUACGUUGUGUUCAAUUGUUUUCUCGACUGUCAAACAACUUGUGCUCGAUAUUAUACACAUUCCAAGUGUGUCGUUGGUAGUCUCGUUGUGAUGGAAAUGUAAAGAAAAUUUUGAUACUCAUCUUGA